Molecule: messenger RNA, 2666 nt
Organism: Hyla sarda
Lineage: Eukaryota; Metazoa; Chordata; Amphibia; Anura; Hylidae
Product: interleukin-18 receptor accessory protein-like
Exons: 10
Coding region: 110-1804 (564 amino acids)
Biological process (GO): interleukin-18-mediated signaling pathway
Molecular function (GO): interleukin-18 receptor activity
Source: RefSeq, a predicted model, not a curated record
UUAAUACAUGUUUAUUUAAUUUUUAUCUCUUUUAUUUUUUUUUAAACUCUAGGUAUAGGGUUCUCUUGUGCUCUUUGUGGUUACCGCUUAAAGGCAAAGUCUGACCAUCAUGUCUCUUAUAGUCACUACACCAACACUAACCACUAUAAAUGCUGCCAUGGAGAACCCAAGAAUCCCUUCCAUUUACCUUUACUGCUUAGACAAGGAACCAGAUUAUCGAUAUCUUGUAUAUGCUGGAGAAUUUGUAUACCUUCAGUGUUCACCUUCCAAAUUACUAAUAAAGGCUGAAAAGAACACAGUUGAAUGGUUCAUACAAAAACCUGACAGAAGUCUUAAAGAAGUGAAAAGAAGAAAUGAUUUAAUCAUUCAUGAUAAUGGAGCUCUUCAGAUAUCCACACUGGAAAGAAAUCACUCUGGCACAUAUCUGUGCAGAAUGAAAAAUCUCUGCAGGAAAAUGAUAGUACGUGUUGAAGGAAAGGAAAAUUGUUCAACAUAUGGUCCUAAAAGUUUUUUUUUUAGAAUUACCGAAGCACCUACGACUUUGUCAUGUCCUUCACUAAGUUGUCAAGGGGAUAUUAAGAGAAACGUCACAUGGUAUAGGAAUGAGACUUUUGCGAAUGUGACAUCUAAAAACCGCUUCUCUGUAAAGAUAAAUAAUAAUGAUAUCCAGUUCUCUGAACUCUUCACAGAAGAUGUUGGAAUUUAUACCUGUGACUAUGUUUUCCAUGAUAGUAGUGAAGAGGAAUGGAUAAUGAGAGCAACUAUCCAGGUUUCAGUUGAUAUACCAGAUACAGAGGAACCUCCCAAAAUUUUAAGUUCAUCCAAUGGGACUGAAAUCCCAGCAGAACUUGGAAAACCCACUGAAUUAAAAUGUAGAAUUCAUUUUGGCUAUGAAAGAUAUUUUAAUCCAGUGAUCAAAUGGACAGUUUUGCAUCCUGAAGUCAAAGUGGAACAUUCUGGAGGAAGGAAUCUUUGUUUAAAUAACACCAGCGGUCUGACUGGAUAUGAGUGCUUGUUCACAAUAAAGCUGGAUAAAGUAACAAAGAAUGAUCUGCUUACAAUAUUUCAGUGUUACGCUCAGAAUUCAGUGGGCAAUGUUACAACUACAUUCAAGCUGUCCAAAAAAGAGUCAGAUGUGGUGUUCCUGAUCUACAUAUUGUCUGCAUCUGUAGCAUUGUUGCUGGUCACGCUCAUAUGUGCUGGAACAGUAUAUGUUUACUGGGUGGAAAUAGUGUUGCUUUAUCGCCAUUAUCUGUCAAAGGACGAGACUAUUGGAGAUAACAAAGACUUUGACGCCUUUAUUUCAUAUGCGACACAGACUUCUGAGUAUGGUGAAGAGAUUACAGACAAUUUUUGUAACAACUAUGAGGAUGAGCGAUUUGCAACACAGUUGUUACCAAGUGUACUAGAAGACAACUAUAACUACAAACUCUGUAUCCUGGAAAGAGAUAUUUUACCAGGAGGAGCAUACGUUGAAGAUAUUGCCAAGAUCAUCAAGAGAAGCAGACGAGCCAUUUUCAUUUUGUCUCAGAGAUACAUCACAGGCCCACGUCUCUUUGAGCUCCAGGCAGCCAUCACAUGUUCUCUGGAGGAACAGGAUAGCCUCAAAUUGAUUCUCAUUAAGUUAAAACCUUUCAAAGAACCAGAGUCUUUACCACACAUAGUAAAAAAGGCUUUAAGAGCCCUACCUACUGUCUCCUGGAAAGGGGACUUAAAUAGUAAACCUGCUCACACUUCCAAGUUUUGGAAAAGAAUCAGGUAUUAUAUGCCAGUGAAAAAAUGCAAGGAAAAUGUAAGAAUCUGAUUUCUUACGGACGAAAAAGUUUGUGAAAUCAUCAAAUAGACAAUGGCCCUCAUUUACUAAACUGAAUCUGACCAGUUUUUAGGGUAGUUUUUGGCGCACACUUAAUGUGGCAUCCUUGCGAGCUUUGUGUUGACACUGUGUGCCAAAAGUUUCCGAACAUCCAGACAAAAAUCCCACAAAAGGGGCAUGGUUUGAAAAUAGUAUACAAACCCACAUAUUAAUUAAAGAGUACCUGUCAUCAAACCAUAUUUUCUAAACUAACUCUGAUUAUAUUCCCUAACUACUCCUAACAUCCCUCCUGCCCUUAAAAAAAAGUUCUAAGCUUUAAAGAGCUCUGUAUCAUACCUUUCCUCUUGCUCACAUUGUGUGAGCUCCCGGCAGGAGAAAGUGGGCGUUCCCCAGCAGGUGUGACAUCACUAAAGCCUGUGAGAGCUGUGCCUCGCCAUGCCCCCACACACUUCCUGAGUUUGGUCUCCUGCCAGGCCGAGAGGAGACCAAACAACUGUUUAACUUGUGGCAGGGAACAGAACAGAGCCACCUAGUGGAUGUUUUUUCAAUCACAUUAAAAACAUAUAAAGUUUGAGAAUUUUUACAGCAAGUAAAUAGCAAAGUGUCUUAUAAUUACAUAAUGAACAAUAUAUUAAACAUUUAGCUUGGUGACAGGUACUCUUUAACAUUUGCCGACUAAAUGAAGAGAUUUCAGUAGGAAAAAUAUCUAAGAAACAGAGGGUCACUUCUUGUCAUUUUUAGCUUGUUAAUAUGUUCCCUAUUUUUAAUGUGUGCAUAUUUAUUUAUUUGUGCAAGAGAUUUUUUUUAUGCUUCAAAUUUAAACCUCAUAAAAAUGUCAUAAAAUUUCCAUAGU